This is a messenger RNA of Ostertagia ostertagi, 564 nucleotides long. Lineage: Eukaryota; Metazoa; Nematoda; Chromadorea; Rhabditida; Trichostrongylidae. The record is from the annotation of a GenBank genome assembly.
AUGGCACAAGCUUGUGAUAUCUGUGCAGCCUUCGGAAAGGAGAUGAGAGAACACCGCUGCAUCCCUGGGAAACGCCAGCAAAAGGCAAAGCAAAGAGGUCUGGCAAAGAUUACAUAUGGAUUUGGCGGAGACCACCGACGGCAGGAGAUGGUUGGGAUAGUGGAUGCAAAGUCAAAAUGGCCCGAAGUGGUGCAAAUGGGAUUAACCACUGUAGAAAAAACGAUAGAAAAGUUGAAGGAUAUCUUUAGUCUCCAUGAUCUACCAGAGCAAAUAGUGGUCGAUAAUGGGCCACAGUUCAUAGCGAAGGAGUUUAAGGAAUACUGUAGAAGAAGGAGUAUUGAGUUGAUUUUCAUCCACCUUACCAUCACAAUUCUAAUGGGGAGGACGGAAAGAUUUGUGCAGACUUUCAAAAAGGGUUACUAUAAAGGGCGGAAGGCCGGUAAGACGUUAGCGGCAACCGGUAACGGAGCACCCGGCGACAGGGACCUCCCCGGCCAAAAUGUUAAUGAGACGUUCGUUGAGAACGACGUUGGAUUUGAUGAAGGCCUCGUAACUCGGUAUUGA